Suncus etruscus (white-toothed pygmy shrew) is the source of this 887-nucleotide messenger RNA. It is a transcript of the gene AK1, whose product is annotated as adenylate kinase 1. The record is from RefSeq and is a predicted model, not a curated record. Bases 148 to 732 code for a protein of 194 amino acids. The transcript has 7 exons. Gene Ontology annotation, biological process: nucleoside triphosphate biosynthetic process; ATP metabolic process. Gene Ontology annotation, cellular component: cytoplasm; cytosol. Gene Ontology annotation, molecular function: nucleoside diphosphate kinase activity; ATP binding; AMP kinase activity. Lineage: Eukaryota; Metazoa; Chordata; Mammalia; Eulipotyphla; Soricidae.
CUGACAGCCUUAUAAAUAGUGGCCUUGGCCGGGCGGCGGCGAGGACGGGCAGGGCACGCACCGGCGCCCGCGCCCACCCGCACCGCACCGCACCCUCCCCCAGAGUGCUAACGCGGGCUGUCCCCUAGAGGACCAGAUUCCAGCAAGAUGGAAGAUAAGCUGAAGAAAACCAAGAUCAUCUUUGUGGUGGGUGGGCCCGGCUCAGGCAAAGGCACCCAGUGUGAGAAGAUAGUACAGAAGUAUGGCUACACCCACCUUUCCACCGGGGACCUGCUGCGGGCCGAGGUCAGUUCAGGCUCCGACCGGGGCAAGACGCUGUCAGCGAUCAUGGAGAAGGGCCAGUUGGUGCCACUGGAUACGGUGCUGGAAAUGCUCCGAGAAGCCAUGAUUGCCAAGUUAGACACUUCCAAAGGCUUCCUGAUUGAUGGCUACCCACGGGAGGUGAAGCAGGGGGAAGAAUUUGAACAGAAGAUCGGAGCCCCCACCCUGCUGCUAUACGUGGAUGCAGGCGCUGAGACCAUGACCAAGCGGCUCCUGAAACGCGGGGAGACCAGCGGGCGAGUGGAUGACAACGAGGAGACCAUCAAGAAGCGCCUGGAGACCUACUACCAGGCCACAGAGCCCGUGAUCACACACUACAAGGAUAGGGGCAUCGUGCGCAAGAUCAAUGCUGAGGGUUCCCCUGAUGACGUCUUCAAGGAGAUCUGCACCCACCUGGACCAGCUCAAGUAGGCGGUGGCGGCCCCCCAGUUCUGAGCCCUGGCCCGCCCCACCGUGCCCCGCCCGCGCCUGGCCGGCCUCCACCCCAGCCACUGGAACAGACAGAGGAAGCGACUUCAUCCUGUUUUCAUGGACAGCCCAGCGGCACUAAAGGAAUUUCAAGGACA